AGCAAAACAAUUUUGGAGGGCCAAAUUUCUGCGAAACUUUUUUGAAAUUAUCUGUAACCAGUGGUAGUUUAUUUCAGGGAUUACGACCGGUUGUUAUAAAUGGCACUUCAUUUGGUCUUUUUUUUUUUUUUUUUUUUAAACAAACUUCACUUGGCUUACUGGUAUUUAAUUAAACAGACAUGAAGCCCAGGUAGUGUAGGCUUCGGGAAGUUGCGGUGGCGCAUUGCUCUCCACCUGGGGCCCUCUGUGGUGGCCAUAACCAUUUUCUGAAUUCUGCACGUUCAGUGUUUCAAAUCAACACUGUUAACACCUACUGGACACACACAGCCAAACCAUGUAGUAGCUGUACGGGAAAUGACGAGCGAUGACUAUUUCUGGAGCGAAUCCGCACCCGUUCACCUUCGCCUGGCAUUGGAAAUUAAUAGCAGUUCCAGCUUUUACAUUAUUUAAAAUUAUUAGUGGCAUUGGACUAAAAUGUUCCUGAUGCCAACCUCUUCAGAGUUAAACGGUGGGCAGAGCUUCCUAACCCAGUGGCUGACCAAUCCUUCUCGGGCUGGGGUCAUAUUAAAUCGUGGAUUUCCUAUUUUGGAAGCAGACAAAGAGCAGCGAGCAAAUGUGAACAUUUCUACCAGCUUUCCUGUUAAAGCCACACAUUUUUCAAAUAGCUUCAGCUUUAUAAGUGAAGAAGAUUCACUUCAUGAAGAACAGAAGUUGGAGUCUAACAGCCCUUAUAAACUACAAUCAAAUAAAUCUGAAACACAUACAGUGUUUCCUUUAACUAAAGAGGGACCACAAAUAGUGGCAUGUCAGGGUGCUCCUGGACACUGGGAAGAUCACAAAAGUGACGUCUCAGAUCUUUCGAGUGAAUGCAAAGAAGUGCCUUAUAAAGACCCACUGUUUAAAAAGCUUGAACAGCUGAAAGAAGUACAACAGAAGAAGCAGGAGGAGCUGAAGCGGCAGCAGUUGGAGCAACUGCAGAGACUCCUGGAGGAACAAGAGAAGCUGCUCGCGGCGGCGUCCGGGCGGCACCCGCUCCCAGGUUUAACCCUACUGACUGACGAUCAGAGCCAGAAGUAUAGAUCUCCAGGAAAUUCAACCACCGUAGAGAAAACCUCACCCUUCCUGCCUUCACAUGUCUACCAGAAUCAAACCCAAGGAAAAACACACACUUCCAACAUUUUAUCUGAUGAACAAAACAACUUCUGUAGAACUAGUCAUCCAGAUUUUGUCUUAACUACAAAAAGUGGUGCUCCCCUCACUUUGUUUUGUGAGGCACAGUGUCAAGAAACACUUGUGAAAAAACAUGAUUUGAAGGAAGAAAACCAUAACCAUUCUAUUGGAGAAGGUAUUUUACCAUGUUGGGAGAAAGUGACAAAAGUGACUGAAGUUAAUCAGGAAGGGAAAGAUGUGAACUUAAAAAAAAUUGGUGAUUCUUCAGAAGUGGCUAAUAUUGAAGAAAGGCCUAUUAAAGCUGCUAUCAGAGAAAGGAAACAGACAUUUGAAGACUACUUAGAAGAACAAAUUCGACUGGAAGAACAAGAACUGAAACGAAAACAGCUAAGGGAAGCAGAAGGAUCAUUGCUAAUCAAACCAAAGCCAAAACAACCAUUCUUGAAACGAGGAGAAGGUUUAGCUAGAUUUACUAAUGCUAAAUCUAAGUCUCAGAAAGGGAGAGAAAGUAAACUAGCGCCUAAUCAGAGCAUUUCAGAGGACCAACCUAUGUUUAAAAUGGAUAGACAGCAAUUCCAGCGGAAAACUGCUCUAAUAAAUAAAGAACUGUGUACAGAGAACCCUCCUGUUAAAAAGAACAAUAAAACUAAGGCCAACAGUGGUUUUGUCACGCUUAGUCAGAAGCCAAAAGUGCUUAAGAGUAACAACAGGAAAAGUCCUUCUCCAUCAGGAUUGAAAAUACCAGCAGGGAAGAAAUGUGAUGGGCAAUUUAAAGACCAGAUCAAAUUAGAAAAAAAAGUUGAAUCUAAUAAUAGAGAAAAUGUACCCGAGUGUGCAAAACCUUGUGAUAUUGGAUGCAAAGUUGGGAAUAAGACACCAGGUAGAGACAGACUUCCUCUUUCAGCUGGGCUGGUCAGCUGCGUGGCUUCUAAGAACCCAAUAAAUGAGACCUUGAAAAAGUCAGAAUCUUCUCUUGACAUUUCUCUUCAGAAAAAGUUAGAGAAUUGGGAACAAGAAAAGGAAAAGGAAAAUUUGGAGUUAGAUGAAUUUUUGUUUUUGGAGCAAGCUGCUGAUGAAAUAUCAUUUUCUAGUAAUUCCUCAUUUGUACUGAAAAUCUUAGAGAGGGACCAGCAGAUCUGCAAAGGGCACCGACUGUCUUCCACCCCUGUCAAAGCCGUACAGCAGGAGAAGAUCGUGGCACUGGAUCCUGUUAUUCAGUGUAACCGCAAUGAGGCUCCAGACUAUACUGAACCUGAAAAUGUGGGGGAGUGUGAGGUCUCACCCAAACAGCCUGAAUCCGUGUCCUCACCUGAAGGAUAUAGGGAGCAGUCUUGUAAAGUCAUUAGGAAAGCAUUCCAGACUAGCACUUCUGAAAAUCAGACUCCGUGGAAUGGCAGUGAUGACGAAGGUGCCAUGGACAGUGACAGUAGCACUGACUCCGAGGAACAACUUGAUGUUACCAUAAAACCAUCAACCGAUGAUAGAGAGAGGGGUUUCAGCAGCAGAGAGGACAGUCCACAAGUCUGUGAUGGGAAGGGGCCUUUUUGGGAUGCCGGAACUCAAGAAGAUCAAAGGAGAGAUGUUGAUUUAGAUUUGUCUGAUAAAGAUUACAGUAGUGAUUAGUCUAUCAUAAUAGAAAGCUUGAAAAAUAAAGUGUCUGAGUCCCCAAGAAGACCCUCAGCUGUGAGUAUGAGUAAAAUUGACUUUGAUGAUGAAAGAACUUGGACUGACCUUGAAGAGAAUUCAUUUAUACAUGAUACUGUUCUUGGGACUGAGGCCACUAAUGGGGCUCCUCAGACAGCCUCCCCUAAUAAGAAUGAAAUAUGUGUACCAGACAAAACAAUGAAAAGGAAGGUUGCACCAGUCAGGAAGGGAGAAGACUUGAGGAAGUCCAGUAGGAGCACAAGCCCUCCUACGUCAGAUCUCAUGAUGAAAUUCUUUCCUGCUUUGAAACUGAAACCAAAGUCAGAUUCACACUUGGGAAAUGAACCCAAGUUAAACCCAAGUCAAGACCAACCGCCUGGUGACAGUGCUCGAUCUCAAGUUUUGAGAGAGAAAGUAAUUGAAUUGGAAACAGAAAUAGAAAAAUUUAAAGCCGAGAACACAUCUUUAGCUAAACUUCGCGUUGAACGGGAAAGCGCCUUGGAAAAACUUAGGAAAGAAAUUACAGACUUUGAACAACAGAAAGCAAAAGAACUGGCUCGGAUAGAAGAGUUUAAGAAGGAGGAAAUGAGGAAGCUACAAAAGGAACGCAAAGUUUUUGAAAAGUAUACUACAGUUGCAAGAACUUUUCCAGAUAAAAAAGAACGUGAAGAAAUACAGGCUUUGAAACAGCAGAUAGCAGAUUUACAGGAAGAUUUGAAAAGAAAGGAAGCAAAAUGGUCAAGUACACAUGGCCGUCUUAGAAGCCAAAUAGAAAUGUUGGUCAGAGAGAACACAGACCUCAGGGAAGAAAUAAAAGUGAUGGAAAGAUUCCGAUUAGACGCCUGGAAGAAAGCAGAAGCUACAGAGAGCAGCAUCAGGAUGGGUCCAUGUGUGACUGCUACAAAAAAAGAUGGGUCCAUGAAUUCAUCAGUUCGAUUACAAAAGAGUCAAAUUUCUUCAGGAACCCAGGUAGAAAAAUACAAGAAAAACCAUUUGCCGACACAAGGUAAUCCAUUUCGAAGAUCCAAGCCUGUGCCUACUCGUGAUUUAGGCAGUUCGGAUAAGGGACAAACGGCCUCACCCAGGGAGCCCCCGGAAUCAGUGCACCUGUCAGAGCCUGAAUAUAAAGAUGACGACAAAAAGGAGGAAAAAGAAGAAAUCCAGGAAGAAAUCAGUCAUCUUGAUGGAAAGAUAGAAAAGGUUUAUAAGAAUGGGUGCCAUGUUAUAUUGUUUCCAAAUGGAACUCGAAAAGAAGUGAGUGCAGAUGGGAAGACUGUCACCGUCACUUUCUUUAAUGGUGAUGUGAAGCAAGUCAUGCCAGAUGAGAGAGUGAUCUACUACUACGCAUCUGCCCAGACCACUCACACUACUUACCCAGAAGGACUAGAAGUCUUACAUUUCUCAAGUGGACAAAUAGAAAAACACUUUCCAGAUGGGAGAAAAGAAAUCACGUUUCCUGACCAGACAAUCAAAAACCUAUUUCCUGAUGGACAAGAAGAAAGCAUUUUUCCAGAUGGUACAAUCGUAAGAGUACAAAGAGAUGGCAACAAAAUCAUAGAGUUUAAUAAUGGCCAGAGAGAACUUCACACUGCUCAGUUCAAGAGACGGGAAUAUCCAGAUGGCACUGUUAAAACUGUAUAUACAAAUGGUCAUCAAGAAACAAAGUACACAUCUGGCCGAGUAAGAGUUAAAGACAAGGAUGGUAAUGUUCUAAUGGAUACAAAAUUGUAAUGAUCUUGUAUGUAACUAAUCAUGAAAUAACACUAACUUGAUUUUCUUCUCAAAAAAUGUA
Messenger RNA from Hyaena hyaena (striped hyena), 4606 nucleotides. It is a transcript of the gene CPAP, whose product is annotated as centromere protein J. Gene Ontology annotation, cellular component: centriole; centrosome; nucleus. The transcript has 17 exons. The record is from RefSeq and is a predicted model, not a curated record. Gene Ontology annotation, molecular function: tubulin binding. NCBI's taxonomy places the organism in Eukaryota, Metazoa, Chordata, Mammalia, Carnivora, Hyaenidae. Gene Ontology annotation, biological process: centriole elongation; cilium assembly.